Messenger RNA from Medioppia subpectinata, 1040 nucleotides. NCBI's taxonomy places the organism in Eukaryota, Metazoa, Arthropoda, Arachnida, Sarcoptiformes, Oppiidae. The record is from the annotation of a GenBank genome assembly.
AUGUUGAGAAAGAAAGAGAAUAAAAGUCGAAAUUCUGACGGAAUUUCCGGAAAAUACAUCAAAAAAGAGAAUCCGCCCGAAAUCCCGAGCAUCGACUGCUUGACCGCCACUUCCGGUCACUCGUUGGCCAAAACGCUGACUCAGAAAUGUGCCAAAAGCGCCAACCAUUCGCUCAAUCAUCACUCCUUCGCGCGGACGGCGCCCGUCGCCAACCACGUGACGCGCGACUCGCAGCACUCGCUCAACCACGUGACCAACGCCGCGUCCAUCACGUCCACGCCCUCGUCCUCCACCUCAUCCCUCGCCACCGCCAACCAGUGGCCGGAGUCUCACGUGCAGUGGAGAGGGGAGAAGGCGUGGAUCUCUGUGCCGACGCUGCCGACAGAGCGCCCCCUGCCGGUCGACUCCCAAAUCCGCUCCAUGACGUGUCUGACGUCCACUAGUCGCGACUCCCAGCACUCCAUCUACUCCAACGUCGCUGACGCCCCGCCCCUGCCCUCCGGCUGGACAGUGGACUUCACGCUGAGGGGAAGGAAGUACUUCGUGGACCACAACACGAAGACCACCCAUUGGUCGCACCCAUUGGAGUCGGAGGGGUUGCCGAGUGGGUGGGAGAGGAUCGAGUCGGCGGCGCACGGCGUCUACUACGUCAACCACAUCACCAGGGUCACCCAGUUGGAGCACCCCUGCGCGCCGCAGUACGCCCUGCGCUCCCCGCCACGGCCGCCAACUCUGCAGGAGCUGCCGGUGCCGCCGCAGCCGUCGCAGUUCGCGCAGUCGCACAUCGUGCCGGCCAACCCCUACUUAACCGAAGAGAUCCCGCAAUGGCUGUACAUCUACGCGAACGCGCCGCCCGAACACGACCACAAGCUCAAGUGGGAACUGUUCCGCGUGUCUGAGUUGGACUGCUUCCAGGCCAUGUUGAACCGUUUGCACCGCAAAGACAUGGAAGACCUCGUGAUGUCGUUCGAGCAGACGCGGCGCGCCCUCCAGCGGGAGAUCGACAAACGAUUGUAAAUAAACUUAUUUAUUGUUCGCAA